CUCGUUGGUUUCGAAAUCUAACUCUGUGCUGGGGGAAUCCCACGCGGAGGCCUUAAGCGUCUCCCCACACCCUGGCCCCAGCGCCCGCCUCCGACCCGGUCCAGGCACCAGGCGGCGGUGGGGUAGCACCUGGGUCACGGUCACCCGACGGAGCCCGCGGAAAGGGAAGCGGCGGCGGGCCCCAGGCCACAGGUGACAGGCGCGCUCCGCGGAACGGGUGGUCCCCGCACCCUGGAGAAGGGGGCGCCGGCCACACGCAGCGUCCCCGCGCACUCUUCCGGGGCGCGGGCAGGUCCGGGCCGGAGGCGGCAGAAGGCGCGGCCUGGCGGCAGCUGCGCGUUCUCCGGAUACAUCGGGCCGAAAAUACGCUCGGCGGGCUUCCUCGUUCCGCAGCCCUUCCCGGACCGGGCGGGCAGGGUCCCAGGGUGGCCGAGGCGCGGACGCGGGCGCCGGGCAUCCUCGCUUCCCAGUCGGCGGCACCCAGGACCCCAGUAGUGCGGCGCGGGCCCGGGGAAGGGGGGAGUCCCCGGCCCCGAGGCCGUCGACGCUCCUGCAGCCCCGUCUGCUAGGCCCCGCACGGGAAUGCGGACACCUGCCCCGCCGAGGUGAGAUCACUGGACAAUGCCACCUGCUUUGUGGACAGUGUGGGUCUUGGGGUCUGUAAUCAGCCUCCCCAAGGAAGGAGCCUCUGAUCAGGCUUCUUCUCUGUCUUGUGACCCCACUGGUGUCUGCGAUGGCCGCUCCAGAUCUUUAAACUCCAUCCCCUCAGGGCUCACGGCAGCUGUGAAAAGCCUUGACCUGUCCAGCAAUGAGAUCACCUAUGUCAGCAACAGCGACCUGCGGAGGUGUGUGAACCUCAGGACUCUGAGGCUGGGGGCCAAUGAAAUUCACAUGGUGGAGGAAGAUUCUUUUUUUUCGCUGAGGAGUCUUGAAUAUUUGGACUUAUCCUACAAUCGUUUAUCUUACUUCUCAUCCUCCUGGUUCAGAUCCCUUUCUGCCUUGAAAUUCUUAAACUUACUGGGAAAUUUAUACAAAACACUCGGGGAAAGAUCUCUUUUUUCUCAUCUCCCAAAUCUACGAAUCCUGAAAGUAGGAAAUAGUAACAGCUUCACUGAGAUUCAGGAAAAGGAUUUCGCUGGGCUAACUCUUCUUGAGAAACUUGAGAUUAAUGCUCCAAAUCUGCAGACAUAUGCGCCGAAGAGUUUAAAGUCAAUCCGGAACAUCAGCCAUCUGAUUCUUCAUCUGAAGCAGCCUGUUUUACUGUUGGAGAUUUUUGUAGAUAUUUUAAGUUCCUUAGAACAUUUAGAACUGAGAGAUACUAAUUUGAACACUUUUCAUUUUUCAGAAGUAUCCAUCAGUGAAACGAAUACAUCGAUUAAAAAGUUUACAUUUAGAAAUGUGCAAAUCACUGACGAAAGUUUUACUGAAGUUGUGAAACUGUUUAAUUAUGCUUCUGGAGGCUUAGAAGUAGAGUUUGAUGACUGUACCCAUGAUGGAGUUGGUGAUUUUAGGACAUUGACUCUGGAGACAAUGAAACGCCUACGUGACGUGGAGACAUUAACAAUACGGAAGUUGCAUGUCCCACAGUUUUUCUUAUUUCAUGAUCUGAGUAAUAUAUAUUCACUCACAGGAAAAGUUAAAAGAAUCACAAUAGAAAACAGUAAGGUUUUUCUGGUUCCUUGUUUACUUUCACAACAUUUAAAAUCAUUAGAAUAUUUGGAUCUCAGUGAAAACUUAAUGUCUGAAGAAACCUUGAAAAACUCAGCCUGUGAGCAUGCCUGGCCCUUCCUAAAAACCUUAGUUUUAAGGCAGAAUCGUUUGAAAUCAUUAAAAAAAACUGGAGAAAUUUUGCUUACUCUGAAAAACCUGACUAACCUUGAUAUCAGUAAGAAUAAUUUUCAUUCAAUGCCUGAAACUUGUCAGUGGCCAGGAAAAAUGAAAUAUUUGAACUUAUCCAGCACAAGAAUACAAAGUUUAACCCGUUGCAUUCCCCAGACACUGGAAAUUUUAGAUAUUAGCAAUAACAAUCUCGAUUCAUUUUCUUUGAUUUUGCCAAAACUCAAAGAACUUUAUAUUUCCAGAAAUAAGUUGAAGACUCUACCAGAUGCCUCCUUUUUACCUGUGUUAUUAGUUAUGAGAAUCAGCAGAAAUAUAAUAACUACUUUCUCUAAGGAGCAACUUGAUUCUUUUCAAAAACUGAAGACUUUGGAAGCUGGUGGCAACAGUUUCGUUUGCUCCUGUGACUUCCUGUCUUUCACACAGGGGCAGCAGGCCCUGGCCCAGGUCCUGAUCGACUGGCCAGAAGAAUACCUGUGUGACUCUCCAUCCUCUGUGCGGGGCCAGCGGGUUCGGGACACCCGGCUCUCACCUUCCGAAUGCCACAGGGCAGCCGUGGUGUCUGCCGUGUGCUGUGCCCUUUUCCUGUCAUUCCUGCUCGUGGGAGUUCUGUGCCACCGUUUCCACGGACUGUGGUACAUGAAGAUGAUGUGGGCCUGGCUCCAGGCCAAGAGGAAGCCCAGGAAGGCUCCCCGCAGGGACAUCUGCUAUGAUGCCUUUGUGUCCUACAGUGAACGGGAUUCCUACUGGGUGGAGAACCUCAUGGUCCAGGAGCUGGAGCACUUCAGACCUCCCUUUAAGUUGUGUCUUCACAAGCGGGACUUCAUUCCUGGCAAGUGGAUUAUCGACAAUAUCAUUGACUCCAUUGAAAAGAGCCACAAAACCAUCUUUGUGCUUUCUGAGAACUUUGUGAAGAGUGAGUGGUGCAAGUACGAGCUGGACUUCUCCCAUUUUCGUCUCUUUGAUGAGAACGACGAUGCUGCCAUUCUCAUUCUGCUGGAGCCCAUUGAGAAAAAGGCCAUCCCCCAGCGUUUUUGUAAGCUGCGGAAGAUCAUGAACACCAAGACCUACUUGGAGUGGCCCGCUGAUGAGACGCAGCAGGAAGGGUUUUGGGUAAAUUUGAGAGCUGCAAUAAAGUCCUAGGAUCCUUCAUUAAGGGUCAGUCUUGGUCUGGUGGUGGUCUUUCUAUCACUAGUUAUAACUAAGUCCAUUCUGACCCAAUUAUAUGUAAACUAUAUGAAUGAGGACUUGCUUACUGAAACAACUAAAACUGUUCAAAAGCUGCUACCAGAUUGGAAAAACAUGGUUCUGGGCUUUUCUUUAUCCUAUGAGAUAAUCAUGAUCUCACUGCAUUAUUGAUAUCUGAAUUAUCUGUACCAAUUGACUUAGUUCAUUAGGAAACAGCAGAAAUGAGCAGAAGAUUUCAAAUGACUGUGUCCGUCAGCUUUCUGCCAGGAGACUCACGCAUGUCUGUAGAGGUCGUUCUCCAUCCCCGCAGCUGUCCCUUCUGUGCCUGACUGCUCUCAAGAGCAGCAAGGCAAAAUGUUAUUGCUGUUCUUAGAAAAAAAAGUGCUGUGUGUCCUCAUUAAGCUUCACGGGAUACAAAAAACCCUAGAAGGUAUAUUUUCAUAUGAACUGGAUCUGUCUUUCUCGCUAUUUGAUAAGUUUCUCCAGCCAUAGUUACUUGAGAGAGGGUAUAUAACCCAAGAUGCAGUAAAUUAUGUAUUUCUAUGAAAAUGAAACUAAUGAAAUAUAUACUCAGUUUUGAAGGAUUUGAAAGAAUCCCCCUAUAUCCCUGACUCAGAUCUUCAGCCUUUAACUAUGUGUGAAGUUCUAAUUUAGUGUCUGGUUACUCUGCUUUCAGCCCCAUCUUCUAGUCGGCUUCCCUUGCAUCAUGUUGCUUUUUCCUUCUUUAAAAAGUCUUGUUUCUGAUUUUUUCUCUUUUUGAAACAUUAUGAAAGUAUGUAUGAGCUAAAUAGAUUUUUAAGCAAGUAUAGACCUAGAGGUUCUUCACAAUGACUCAGAAAUAUUUGAUACACAAUAAUUUAAAAGAUAGAUACUACUUCCAUAUGUUAAUUUUUAGAAUCUAGAUAAUAAGACAUUAAGUGAAUACAUUAAAUUUAAAAGUGAGGAGCUAUUUAUGGACUUCAUCCAACUCACUCCUUAAGCUGGGAACCACAUGUGAAAGGAAGUGACCUUGCUCAGUCCUCAGCCAGAACUGGGUCUGUGUGGUUAGUUGGGGUCUGGAAUCAGAAGGACCUGGGUUAGUAUGCAUGUAUCUUUGGGCAACUCAAUCUGAUCCCAAAUAUUUUCCUGUCCUUAAGAUAGGGAUAAUAAUAAAUACAUUGUAGGGUCUGAUGUAGAUGUCAAGGUGCAGUACUAUCAGUAAAGCACUGGCAUGUGCCCCGGAUGAGGACCAACCCUAUGAGAAUGGGUACCAUGGGGUACUCGCACAGGGUGACAGGUGCCUGUGGUAGGUGUUAGCUAUUAUUAUUAUUUUCCAAGAAGGAAGUCCUCUUAUAUAUUAUGGUUUGUAAAUGAAUGUUUUUGUGUUAUGAGUACUAGCAGGGAUCUAGGGUAUAUUUUCUGUCGUUUGCAGAAAGUUAUCCCAAAGAAAUAAGUUCAUUAAGUGCAGGACAGGCUUUAGUCCUUGGGAAACCCAAACAGUGGGUUCUUCUAUCUCACACAAACUCCUGGGAGAGUGUAAUGGAGUACCCAGCCUAAGAAAAAAAUAGACAAGUUCAGGAGAAGGAGACUUGAGAUGCCACAGAAACCAAACACAAAAUGGACUUUUUGCUUUAGUCCUCUAUUUCCUUCCUACAUUAAGCACAAUGUUAAUUGUCAUGAGAACCAGACAAAUUUAACGUGGACUUGACCUGUAGAUUUAAUUUCAAUAAUUUAAACAGCAAUAGAAAAGCUUCAUAGUUAAUUGAUAGAUUUAAAAUAAUAUUUUAAAAAUAAUCUAUUUUUCUCAUUGCAAAUGUUAAACUGUAGAAAAUUUGGACAAGAAACAAAAGCAUAUGAAAGAAAUUAAGAAUCAGCUCUUAUCCCUUUACCUUGAGAUAACCACUGGUAACUGAGUAGUAUAUACAUAUUACUUCACAAAACUGAGACUAGAUUUAAUUAAUUUAUUUAUUUAAAAUUAAUUUAUUUUUUGGCUGCGUUGGGUCUUCAUUGCUGUGCACGGGCUUUCUCUAGUUGUGGCAAGCAGGGGCUACUCUUCACUGUGGUGCGUGGGCUUCUCAUUGCAGUGGCUUCUUUUUGUGGAGCACGGGCUCUAGGCUCGCGAGCUUCAGUAGUCGUGUUGCAUGAGCUCAGUAGUUGUGGCUCACGGGCUCUAGAGCACAGGCUCAGUAGUUGUGGCGCAUGGGCUUAGUUGCUCCGCGGCAUGUGGGAUCUUCCCGGACCAGGGCUCGAACCUGUGUCCCCGCAUUGGCAAGCGGAUUCUUAACCACUGCGCCACCAGGGAAGCCCCUGAGAUUAGAUUUUAAAUGCCUAAACUGUGUAAAGGAAAUAGCAUCUUUAUUUUUUUCUGAUAUUGUUUAGUAAUUAUCUAACAUUUCUGAACUCUGAGGGUCAUUCAGAAUUCCAUGAAGACACAUGCUGGUUUACUUACCCAGAGUCCUAAAGGGUCUUCACUCUGCUCUCCAUAAAAAGCAGAUAGCAAAUACAUCAGAGGUGCAUUUAAGGGCUCUGCUACAAAAGACAAACUAAUUUUUAGUUGGUGCUUUAUCCAGUUGUGAGGUCUUUUAUUUGUCUGUAGCCUGUAAGUUCAAAAAUCUUGAUUUAUCUCUUUAAUCCUUGCACGUGCCUGGUACGUAAUAAAUAUUGAAUUGUUGAAAUGUUUGCUGAGUAGAGAAAUAAAGCAGAGUUAAAUCUUCUAAUAAUCUGGAUGAUGAGCCAGCUGUAAUACUGAAGCACUGAGCAGUUUCAAGAAGGAAUAUUACCAACCAGAAAAAUCUUAAUGUGAGUUAUCGUCAUUACAACUGCAAUGGAAUUUUGUAUAGCAUUAAGUGCGUUGCUGAUAUUUUAAAAAAAUUUAUUGAAGUAUAGUUGAUUUACAAUGUUGAGUUAAUUCCUGCUGUACAGCAAAGUGACUCAGUUAUGCAUAUAUACAUUCUUUUUCAUAUUCUUUUCCAUUAUGGUUUAUCACAGGAUAUUGAAUAUAGUUCCCUGUGCUAUACAGUAGGACCUUGUUGUUUAUCCAUUCUAUAUAUAAUAGUUUGCAUCUGCUCACCCAAACUUCCAAUCCAACCUGACCCCACUCCCCCUCCCCGCUGGUAACCACAAGUCAGUCCUCUAUGUCUGCGAGUCUGUUUCUGUUUCAUAGAUAAGUUCAUCUGUGUCAUAUUUUAGAUUCCACAUAUAAGUGAUAUCAUGUGGUAUUUGUCUUUCUGUUUCUGACUGACUUCACUUAGUAUGAUAACUUCUAGAUCCAUCCAAGUUGCUGCAAUGCGUCGCCAAUGUUUCCGACAAUAGAUUUGUUUCUUUUCUACUUCAUACAAGUGUAAUGUCUUCACGUAUUGCAGAAUAGAUGUCUGGUGUGAUGUAGACAGUGUUGGCUGUUUAACAAACGACCAGUAAUUUAAAAUGAAUUAAUUUUGGGGAGUUCAACAUAUUCUUGGGUUAAUUUGUUUGACUGGUCUUCCCAAUUCUGUUAAUUUUUUCUUUCUUGCUGGAUUAAUUCAUUUGGUCAGCAAAUAUUUAUUGAGUGCCUGUUAUGUGCCAGGUACUGCUCCAAGUGCUGGAGAGAUAGUAGGGAACAAAACAGAUAAAAUUCCCAGUCUUCAUGGAGGUGAAGACAAACAGUAAACAAAUGAGUCUAUGAUAUGAUUUCAGGAAAUGCUGUGAAGAAAAUAAAAGCAGAGU
This is a messenger RNA of Globicephala melas (long-finned pilot whale), 6705 nucleotides long. RefSeq names its product toll like receptor 2 (gene TLR2). The record is from RefSeq and is a predicted model, not a curated record. Lineage: Eukaryota; Metazoa; Chordata; Mammalia; Artiodactyla; Delphinidae. Gene Ontology annotation, molecular function: triacyl lipopeptide binding; protein binding; transmembrane signaling receptor activity. Gene Ontology annotation, cellular component: plasma membrane. Gene Ontology annotation, biological process: inflammatory response; toll-like receptor signaling pathway; immune response.